Molecule: messenger RNA, 1164 nt
Organism: Prunus dulcis (almond)
Lineage: Eukaryota; Viridiplantae; Streptophyta; Magnoliopsida; Rosales; Rosaceae
Product: chlorophyll a-b binding protein, chloroplastic
Exons: 5
Coding region: 92-910 (272 amino acids)
Biological process (GO): photosynthesis, light harvesting in photosystem I; response to light stimulus
Cellular component (GO): membrane
Source: RefSeq, a predicted model, not a curated record
AGCAACACAUUCACAUCUCUAGGCCAUUGCCACAUACAAUUUCACUGAUCAAACAAACAAAGCAAAUUUGGUUACAAGCCUCAAGCUCCGAAUGGCUUCCGCUUGGGCUUCUUCUUCUGCCAUUGCAGCCGUUGCCAUAUCUUCUCCCAGCUCCCAGAAGGCUGGGUCUACUUUGGCAGCAACAAAGGCUUCUUUCUUUGGUGGGAGGAAGCUCAGAGUGAGGAACUUGACAGCAUCCUCUGGAUCAUCAACAUCUUUCACGGUACGUGCUGCUGCAGCUGACCCUGAUAGACCCUUGUGGUUCCCAGGCAGCACCCCUCCUCCAUGGCUCGAUGGAAGCCUCCCAGGAGACUUUGGCUUUGACCCCCUUGGUCUUUCAUCAGACCCUGACAGCUUGAGAUGGAACCAGCAAGCAGAACUUGUACACUGCAGAUGGGCUAUGUUAGGUGCAGCUGGCAUCUUCAUCCCAGAAUUCUUGACCAAAAUUGGCAUUCUAAACACCCCUUCAUGGUACACCGCUGGAGAACAAGAGUACUUCACAGACACCACCACUCUGUUUGUUGUUGAGCUGCUUUUGAUUGGGUGGGCCGAGGGCAGGAGAUGGGCCGACAUCCUCAAGCCUGGGUCUGUUAACACCGACCCGAUCUUCCCCAACAACAAGCUCACCGGAACGGACGUUGGGUACCCAGGCGGGCUUUGGUUCGACCCACUUGGAUGGGGAAGUGGUUCACCUGAAAAGAUCAAGGAGCUGAGGACAAAGGAGAUUAAGAAUGGGAGACUGGCUAUGUUGGCUGUGAUGGGGGCUUGGUUCCAACACAUUUACACUGGCACUGGCCCAAUUGACAACCUCUUUGCUCACCUUGCUGAUCCGGGCCAUGCCACCAUCUUUGCUGCUUUUACUCCCAAGUGAGAGGAAAGUGAGGGAUUUCUAAUUGGGAUUUGAGUGUGGGAGAAGGGGCAACAUUGGUGAUCACAUACUCUUUUAUUAAUCCGUCUUAGAGAUAUGUGUUCUUCCAAGGAAAAUUUAUAGGACUAAAACUUGUAAUAUCAGAGUCUCGAUGUGUUUUACUUUUUCACAGAAUGAUCUUCUGUGUGUACAAAAAUCUCUCUGGACUUUGAUUCCGUAUGUAUCAAAUCAGCUGGUGACGCAUCCAUAUUAUAUUA